AUGUGGAAGAAGCUGUGGAAUAAUAUGGGUGGCAAUCACUCCCACAAAACUCCCGUGUUUGAUGAGAAUGAAGAUGUUAAUUUUGACCACUUUCAAAUACUGCGAGCUAUUGGGAAAGGGAGUUUUGGAAAGGUGUGCAUUGUGCAGAAGAGAGACACCAAGAAAAUGUAUGCCAUGAAAUACAUGAAUAAACAAAAGUGUAUUGAGAGAGAUGAAGUCCGGAAUGUCUUUCGGGAGCUACAGAUCAUGCAGGGCCUUGAGCAUCCCUUCCUAGUCAAUCUGUGGUAUUCUUUUCAAGAUGAAGAAGACAUGUUCAUGGUGGUAGAUCUGUUACUUGGAGGGGAUCUGCGUUACCACCUACAACAGAAUGUGCAUUUUAACGAAGGAACUGUUAAAUUAUAUAUUUGUGAAUUGGCACUUUCACUGGACUAUUUGCAGAGAUAUCAUAUAAUUCACAGAGAUAUCAAACCUGACAACAUACUGCUGGAUGAGCACGGGCAUGUUCACAUCACUGACUUUAACAUAGCAACUAUAGUCAAAGGAUCAGAAAAGGCUUCCUCUAUGGCUGGCACUAAGCCCUAUAUGGCUCCAGAAGUGUUCCAGGCCUUUAUGGAUGGAGGUCCAGGAUAUUCAUACCCAGUAGACUGGUGGUCACUAGGAAUUACAGCGUAUGAAUUGCUGCGGGGUUGGAGGCCAUACGAAAUUCAUUCAGCCACUCCAAUUGAUGAGAUCCUCAACAUGUUCAAGAUAGAAAGAGUUCAUUACUCAUCCACAUGGUGCAAGGGCAUGAUAGCAUUACUGAAAAAGCUCCUCACUAAGGACCCUGAGUGCCGCCUUUCAAGUCUUGCAGACAUUCAGAGCUCUCCAUACUUAGCUGAUAUCAACUGGGAUGCUGUCCUGGAGAAAGCUGUGACACCAGGCUUUGUUCCUAAUAAAGGAAGACUGAAUUGUGACCCUACAUUUGAACUAGAAGAAAUGAUUUUAGAGUCCAAACCCCUUCAUAAAAAGAAAAAGCGACUUGCAAAAAACAAAUCCAAAGAUGGAGCAAAAGAAAGCUGUUCACUGAAUGUACACCUGCAGCAGUGCUUGGAAACUGUGAGGAAAGAAUUCAUCAUAUUCAACAGAGAAAAACUGAGAAGACAGCAGGAACAGAGUGGGCCGACGUCUAGUUUGGACAGGAGAGCAUCCCUUCAAACACAUGGAAAACUUCAGGAUGGACGCAACAACAACCUACUGGGACAUGGGUGCACAAAAGGCUGCAGCAGCUAG
Messenger RNA from Emys orbicularis (European pond turtle), 1269 nucleotides. RefSeq names its product serine/threonine kinase 32B (gene STK32B). The coding region runs from base 1 to 1269 and encodes 422 amino acids. The record is from RefSeq and is a predicted model, not a curated record. NCBI's taxonomy places the organism in Eukaryota, Metazoa, Chordata, Testudines, Emydidae. The transcript has 12 exons. Gene Ontology annotation, biological process: protein phosphorylation. Gene Ontology annotation, molecular function: protein kinase activity; ATP binding.